Messenger RNA from Penicillium canescens, 1098 nucleotides. RefSeq lists its product as uncharacterized. Bases 1 to 1098 code for a protein of 365 amino acids. The record is from RefSeq and is a predicted model, not a curated record. Gene Ontology annotation, cellular component: plasma membrane. Gene Ontology annotation, molecular function: high-affinity zinc transmembrane transporter activity. Lineage: Eukaryota; Fungi; Ascomycota; Eurotiomycetes; Eurotiales; Aspergillaceae. Gene Ontology annotation, biological process: zinc ion import across plasma membrane. The transcript has a single exon.
AUGGCCUCCUCAUUUGACCCCUCCAAUGUCGAUCUCACCACAGCAGACCCUGCCCAAGUUGUCUGCUUUCUUGAGCUGGGUAAAAAUGAGUACGAUGGCAUGCUUGGUGCCCGCAUUUCGUCCAUCUUCGUUAUAUUUGCGAUCUCGACCGUUUCCACCUUCUUCCCAGUUGUUGCAAAACGAGCUAGGAGGUUUAAGAUCCCUCUCUAUGUGUAUCUAUUUGCCCGUUACUUCGGUACAGGAGUGAUUAUCGCCACUGCAUUCGUCCAUUUGCUGGAUCCUGCCUACGAGGAGAUUGGUCCCAACACUUGUGUUGGAAUGACUGGUAACUGGUCACAGUACUCAUGGCCGCCUGCAAUUGCUUUAACGUCGACGAUCGCUGUCUUCCUAAUGGACUUUGGCGCUGAGUUAUACGUUGAGUGGAAGUAUGGGAUUACGAAGGGAGAACCGAGGGGCGACAUUGUCCGGGAGACCAACGAACGUGAAAUUCCCGAACUAACCAUGCCUCAGGAAAAGGAAGGAGAUCGAGAGACUUCCCCUGUGCAGCAAUGUGAGAAAGGGGGUGCUUGGGAUAUUGGGGAUUUUGCCGACUCCGUCGCCGCUGAGAGAUCGUUCCGACAGCAGAUCGCCGCUCUCCUGAUCCUUGAAUUUGGUGUCAUCUUUCACUCGGUCAUCAUUGGCCUGAACCUCGGUGUUUGCGGAAGUGAAUUCUCGACUUUAUACCCAGUUCUUGUAUUCCACCAGAGCUUUGAAGGAUUAGGUAUCGGCGCACGAAUGUCUGCUAUUCAGUUUAAAAGAAAGAGCUGGCUGCCUUGGCUGCUGUGUAUGGCGUAUGGGUUAACCACACCUAUUUCCAUUGCCAUUGGACUAGGCCUGCGAACAACAUACAACCCUAAUGGCGUGACCGCAAACAUCGUCUCGGGCGUCCUGGACGCGAUUUCUGCCGGUAUCUUGAUUUAUACCUGUUUGGUGGAAUUGCUGGCUCGCGACUUCUUAUUUGACCCUUGCCGAACGAACAGCAGAAAGCGCCUGUCUUUUAUGACUGUCUGCACAGUGGCGGGUGCAGGCAUUAUGGCGCUUAUUGGAAAGUGGGCAUAA